AUGAAUUCCAAUUUAAAUAGUAAGGUUCCGUUGGAGCAUUUAUCACCUAUUAUGCAGGAAGAAAAUGAAGGGACCAAUUUUUUUAAUAAUGUCCAACAUGCUGAAUAUAACUUUCAUUCUUCGUCUUAUUCUCUGAAGCUUUCUUGGAAUGUAGGUUUUCGAUUUGGUUUGCUUAUUUUGAUGGGUUCUGAUUUGUUCAGCCGGUUAAUUUCAAGAAACUCAGAGUUAAUGUUUAAUUUUGAUGAAGGAGAUAUGAGUUUGUUCGGCAUAUUAGUAGGGCGAAGGCUAUCAAGUUUUAUCCAUUUGCCUACUAGAUGUUUAGAGAGGCUGAGAGAGAGUUUGGAAGCUAAAAAUACAAAGGGCAAAGAGACAGAGAGCAUGGUAAUCCUCUCCUAA
Messenger RNA from Lactuca virosa, 396 nucleotides. The record is from the annotation of a GenBank genome assembly. NCBI's taxonomy places the organism in Eukaryota, Viridiplantae, Streptophyta, Magnoliopsida, Asterales, Asteraceae.